Messenger RNA from Gastrolobium bilobum, 3091 nucleotides. Its product is annotated as cation/H(+) antiporter 28-like. The coding region runs from base 1 to 2646 and encodes 881 amino acids. Lineage: Eukaryota; Viridiplantae; Streptophyta; Magnoliopsida; Fabales; Fabaceae. Gene Ontology annotation, cellular component: membrane; endomembrane system. Gene Ontology annotation, biological process: proton transmembrane transport; regulation of pH. The record is from RefSeq and is a predicted model, not a curated record. Gene Ontology annotation, molecular function: antiporter activity. The transcript has 6 exons.
AUGAUCAAACCGAAGGAAUUGAAUCAGCAUGGUGGCGGCGGCGACGGCAACGGUUAUGGUAAUGGUGACGGUGGCUGCGAUGGUGGUAGUAGUGGUGGGGGGUGGCAUUGGCGGGGUGGUGGUGACGAUAGUGGUUGUGACGAUGGUGGUGGUAAUAGUGGCGAUGAUGGUGGCGACGGUGGUAGUCGUGGUCGCGAUGAUAAUGGUAAUGGUUGUGGACUUGUGGUGGUGGUGGUGGUGACGGUAGUCACUGCAGCAAUGGUGGUGGUGACGUUGAUUUUUUGUGUGUCAAUGGCGAUAACCCAAUGUUCACUGAGGCUAGCCAACCUCAUGUUUCAAGUAGGGAGAAAUUUCGCUAUGUUUAUGGCGAUGGUGAUCAUGUGCAAUAUUUUACAUUUUAUAUUAAAGCCUUAUAAACAACCUCGCAUUACUUCUGAUUUAAUUGUAGGACUAAUUAUGGGCAAUGUACCUUUUUUACGUAGGCUAUAUGGGGAAUUCAAUCGUAACUUCGAAAUCAUCAUUGAUUUUGGUAUGAUGUGUUACAUGUUUACUUUGGGAAUAGAAAUGGAUCCUUAUGUACUCUUCAAACGACCAACUAGGGAUGUUAAAGUUGCUUAUGCAGGAAUAAUAUCAACGUUCAUUCUAGCACUUUCCUUAAUACCAAUUCUACAUUACUUUGGAAGCAACCAUGGACUAAAAUUCACCUUUUGCUAUUGUAUUCUCCUUUCUAGCACAGCAUCCCCAGUUCUGACCCGUCUAAUAACUCAACUCAAAAUAGGAAAGUCUGAUAUUGGGAAGCUUGUCAUAGCAGCAGGGAUGCACUCAGAUUGCAUGUGCUCUUUACUUCUUUCACUUGGCUACAUUUUUAUGCCAUUGGAUACAUUUUGCACUGAUCCUGAAGAAAAGCAUCGUGUUGAUACGGCCAUUGCAAUGGGGUGUGCAGUUCUUGGACAGACAUUGUUCACAGCCAUGGUUUCACCAAUUUUUAUGAACUGGGUCAACAAUGAAAACCCUGAAGGGAAACCCAUGAAAGGUUCACACCUGGUACUGUCAAUAGCCUUCAUGAUCAUGAUUUGUGCCUCCUCAACUCUAUACAAUUAUAGUCCAAUUCUAAGUGCUUUUAUGACAGGGGUUUGUUUUCCCCGGGAGGGCAGAGUUUCCAAAUGGGUUAUUAGCAAAAUCAACUAUAUGCUGAACAUUAUCUUCUUUCCCAUCUUUUUCUUGUGGGUGGGGUGCGCAUCUGAUUUCAGGAAGUUCGAGUUUGGACAGCUAGUAACAUGGUUAAGAUUAUUACUAUCCAUGUUUGUACUUAUAAUAGGUAAAGUUGCCGGAACAGUUAUUUCUGGGGCAAUGCUUGGCUUUCACUGGCCUGAUUCAGUUGCAAUUGGAUUGCUGCUCACCAUCAAGGGCCAUUUUCAUAUGUACUUGGCUAUCAAAGUGAUGGGUUGUGGCAUCAGCAGUAUUUCCACCAGCAUUGGUAUGGUAAUUACAGUAUUUAUCUCACUGAUGCCUGCCCCCAUAGUUGUGGCACAUAUCAUCAAACGUGCCAGGAAGAGGGUACCUACUCAUCGCAUGGCCCUGCAAUUGCUUGACCCAUUAAGUGAGCUAAGGGUACUCCUGUGCGUUCAUGGACCUGAGAAUGUUCCUGCUUCCAUCAACUUCAUGGAGAUCUCAAGAGGGACAGCAGACCCUGGCAUUCUAGUAUAUGUUGCAGAAAUGAUUGAACUAACUGAUCAAUUAGCAGCCUCAGUAGAGAAGGGUGAAGAAGUACAUACAACAAUUGUGAAAGACCAGGAAGUGAUGGAGAUGAGAGACCAAAUAACCAGCUCGUUUCAAGCCUAUGUAGAUGAAGAUGGUGAUGGUAUUACUCUGAAAAGAACAUUGGCAGUGUCCACAAUCAAUAACAUGGCACAGGAUAUCAGUGUUUUAGCAGAGGACUUGAUGAUUACCCUCAUCAUACUACCAUUCCACAUGAACCAGCGUCAGGAUGGAAAAUUGGAUAGUGGCAAUCAAGGGUUCAGAUAUGUGAACCGAAAGGUAUUGAGGAGUGCUCCUUGUUCCGUGGGGAUUCUAGUGAACAGAGGAUUUGGAUCCAUUGCAAAGAUAUCAAAGUCACAGGCAUCAGUGAAUGUGGCAGUGAUAUUCAUAGGUGGAAAAGAUGAUAGAGAAGCACUUGCUUAUGCAGGUCGUGUAGCAGGGCAUCCAGGAGUAAAACUCACAGUAAUAAGAUUCCUGGUAGAUACGAGUGCAGAAUCAUCAAAAUUAGCAGCUUACAGGGUUAGCCUUCCAGAGCAAGAGGAGGAGAUGGGGAUGGAUGAUGAAUACUUUGCACAGUUCUAUGAAAAGCAUAUAGUUGGAGGUCGUAUUUCCUAUACUGAGAAACAUCUUGCAAAUGCAGCUGAGACCUUCUCCACUCUCAGAUCAUUUGAAGGGCAAUACUCACUGGUCAUUGUAGGAAGAGAAGGUGGAGUGAACUCUAUAUUAACAAAGGGGAUGAAUGACUGGCAGCAUUGCCCAGAACUUGGACCAAUAGGUGAUGUUCUUUCAGGAUCAGACUUCUCAAUGACAGUCUCUGUAUUGAUAAUCCAACAACACAAACUUAGAGGAGAAUUAGAUGGCCUUGAUGAUGACUUCUCUAUUAUGUAGCUGUAGAUGCAUAGGUAGCCUAGACCUAGAGGUAGAUGCUAAUUGUAGCAAGGACAGAAAAUUGCACAUUGUAAAGAUAAAAUGUAAAAUUUGAUAAGAGGUUUUACCAGAACGUUACAAUAAAUAGAGUGCAUUCAGCGAUAAUGUCUCCAAAGGCAUGCCAUAAGUGCAUUGGUACACUUCAUCCUUAAUGGGUUUGAAAAAAAUAGCUUCCACAAAUUUCAGUAGAGAAGCAAAAAGGAAAAAUUAAAUCAUCAGAUUAGCCCCAUAAUCACAUGUCUCCGUACACUUCAAAGGUUGAUUAUUGGAAUAAUACUAAAAACAACUAAAUGCUUAUAUUUUCUAAAAGAAAAUUUUAACUUAAUAUAAUAAACUACAAAAAGUAAAACCCCUGCCAACAAUGCCCUCAACAAAAGGCGCAGAAUUGCAUAUCUAUGACCAAAUC